Messenger RNA from Megalops cyprinoides (Indo-Pacific tarpon), 1223 nucleotides. RefSeq names its product nitrilase family, member 2 (gene nit2). The record is from RefSeq and is a predicted model, not a curated record. Bases 75 to 944 code for a protein of 289 amino acids. The transcript has 10 exons. Gene Ontology annotation, molecular function: omega-amidase activity. Gene Ontology annotation, biological process: oxaloacetate metabolic process; L-glutamine metabolic process. Gene Ontology annotation, cellular component: mitochondrion. NCBI's taxonomy places the organism in Eukaryota, Metazoa, Chordata, Actinopteri, Elopiformes, Megalopidae.
GAAGAGCCAUCCAUGUUUUUUAAAGCUCAGUUCAUUUAUGUAGACUUUGCACAGCUGACAAGUUGCACACGGGCAUGUCCAUGAGUGUUAUGGCUGCUUUAGCAAAGGCAAUGUCGAAGUUCCGUCUGGCCGUCGUGCAACUCCAUGUGACUAAGGUGAAGGCAGACAACUUGAGCAGAGCACAGAAACUGGUGAAGGAAGCAGCAGGUCAGGGGGCAAAGGUCGUGGUCCUGCCUGAAUGCUUUAACUCCCCCUAUGGGACUAACUUUUUUGCGGAAUAUGCUGAGAAGAUCCCAGGGCCAUCUACUCAAGUACUGUCGGAAGCUGCAAAGGAGAACGCCGUAUACCUAGUGGGAGGAUCCAUCCCAGAGGAGGACGGGGGAAAGCUGUACAACACCUGCCCAGUCUUCGGCCCAGACGGCACCCUUCUGCUCAAACACAGAAAGAUCCAUCUUUUUGACAUUGAUGUGCCUGGGAAAAUCCGCUUCCAGGAGUCAGAGACACUCAGUCCAGGAAGCAACUUCUCUGUAUUUGACACCCCCUUCUGUAAAGUAGGUGUUGGGAUAUGCUACGACAUGCGCUUUGCUGAGCUGGCACAAAUAUACACAAAGAGAGGCUGUCAGCUGUUGGUUUAUCCUGGAGCCUUCAACAUGACCACUGGGCCAGCCCACUGGGAACUUCUGCAGAGGGGAAGGGCAGUUGACAACCAGGUGUAUGUGGCUACAGCCUCCCCAGCUCGAGACGAAACGGCCUCUUACGUGGCCUGGGGCCACAGCACUGUUGUCAACCCUUGGGGGGAGGUGAUAACGAAGGCUGGACCAGAGGAGGCUGUGGUGUAUGCCGAUAUCGACCUGCAGUACCUGUCAGAGGUGCGUCAGCAGAUCCCCAUCUCCUCCCAGCGCCGCACUGAUCUGUACAGCACAAGUGCUGCAAUCGAGGGCUAAACAUGGACCCAACACAGCUGAACUGCGGGUGGCCACAGAGAGGCCAGCCUGGGCCACGAAUCGCAGCCUAAUGGGACAUAAUCUGCGCAGGCACACCCUAAGAGAGAGCUGUUAACUGCGAAUGCUGAGGAAUAGGGGAUGUUUCCUUGAGGGCCCACUGCAAGAGACCAAGAGGAGCUCUUUUGUGUUAGAUAGUGAGGUACCUGGAUUCGGUGUCAGUGCCUUCACUUUGGUUCAUCUUCAGGCCUCCAUGCAUUUGAAAUCUUUUUCAUUUCAGGU